Messenger RNA from Aureobasidium musti, 3144 nucleotides. NCBI's taxonomy places the organism in Eukaryota, Fungi, Ascomycota, Dothideomycetes, Dothideales, Saccotheciaceae. The record is from the annotation of a GenBank genome assembly.
AUGGAGACGCAAUCUACUCAGCAAGCUACCCAACAAGCUACUCAGCAAGCCACUCAACAAGACGAACCAGAACUCGACGAGGUCGAGGUCGCUGAUGUCGUCUGCAUUCUCCACCCAUGCUCGCUUGCUGCCUAUCAAGUUGUCGUCAAUACUGCACUAAGGGCUCCUCAACACGUACUGCAGAAUGUGACCCCUAGCACCUACAGUGACGGCCUAAGCAUGGCAGAUCUUGAANAAGAAGAGACAUUUCCAGCUCCUGGAGAAGACCAGAGACAUCCUCUAGAUCUCGCUCUGCGUAUGUCUGCCAAAGUGCACAACCCCGCCAUGGGCUUCGUCUUUGGUCGCAACCCCAAUGCUUGCGACGUUGUCAUUGAUACCGAUACUGUCAAAAGAGUCAGUAACAUGCAUUUUAGGAUUUACAUGACUGACGCUGGCGUCUGUAUGCUACACGACAUGUCCACCAACGGCACCAUAGUUGAUGGCAAGCUUUUGAGAGGCAGGGGCAGUAACAACGCCGCUACCAUGAUGCUUACCGCAGGCUCUGUCAUCCAGAUCCUGUCGACGAAAAGAGACGAGAGCCUGAAGUUCAUUUUUCGCAUUCCUUCACGAGACAACCACUACGAAGAGUAUGGCAGAAGAUUUGCCGCCUACUUGCAUCAUGUUAAUCUUGCAAAAGAAAAACAACCACAAAACGGCCAGACUCAGGUUGCGCGACCUGGCACCAAAGGCCAGUCAAAGGCCACGCCCAGUGUGAAGCCUAUUCUGCUGCAAGGAAACCCCUUCGGCAUGCAUUGGAGCGGUGGUGACAAGUACAACGUUACUGGCCAUCUUGGAAAGGGCGCUUUCGCCACCGUGUAUCGGCUUAACAGCAAAAGCAAUGGCCAGAUGUUCGCAGCAAAAGAGCUGGAGAAGAGGAGGUUUAUGAAGAAUGGUGUUAUUGACAAANAGCUCGACAACGAGUUGCGGAUCAUGAAGGGCAUCAGUCAUCCGCACGUUGUGCAAUACAUUGACUGCCACGAUGUCAAGAACCAUCUGUACAUCAUCAUGGAGUUGGUGCCUUUUGGUGAUUUGCAGCAAUGGCUUGGGACGAACGGUCCCUUACCUGAGGCUCUUGCCAAACCAAUGGCUAUCCAAGUCUUCGAUGCGCUGGCGUACUUACAUCGUAACAUGAUCACUCAUCGCGACAUAAAGCCAGACAAUAUCCUCAUUGCCGACACCAACCCUCAAUCUUUCAAAGUCAAGCUUUCUGACUUUGGACUCUCCAAGGUCAUCUCCGACAACGAGACCUUCCUCAAAACCUUCUGUGGCACGUUGCUCUACUGUGCGCCAGAAGUCUUCCCUCAUUAUGAUGCCCACUUCAAUGUUCAAGGACGCAAGCGCGACCGCAAAGGCGCUUCGCAACAACGAGGAAAAUACCACUCCUACAGUUCGUCUGUCGACAUAUGGUCAUUUGGAGGAGUACUGUGGUAUGCCAUGAGUACGAAGCCACCGUUUGAAGGCAUUGCAGACAACACUGGCAGAGCCAUGUUCGAACGAAUUGUCAGCACCAGUCUCGACACGACCGUUCUUGAAAAGCACCACGUCUCCGAUUACGCUAUAGAUUUGUUAGAAGACAUGCUUAACACUGAUCCUGCUGUUAGACCGUCCGCAUUGCAAUGUCUCUCAUACCCUUGGCUAGGUGGAGACGCGAGUCAGAUCGAGGACGAGCCCCAAUCAGGCCUCCUGACGAUUGAAGAAGAGGAGACAGAGGCAGGUGCAGCUCACGAUCUGUCCCAAUUGAGCAUCCACGGAAGGUGGAGCACGACGAAAGGGGCUGGCGUAGAUUCUGGCGACUCGGAUAUGUUAGAUCCUCGACAGUCAAAACGGUUCAAGAGUGGACAAAUCGUCUCUCAAGCGAAUGCGCCCUCACCACAACCAAGUCAAAUCGCGCGCCCGUCGAACACUGCCGAGAAACCUGGCAUCGAGCAGCUUGCGGUGAACCAGCAACCUCCACGUCUCUUCGGCGAGGUCGAACCUUCGUUAGUAAGAAGUUCAGGUGUGUUCGGCACUCAGCUUCAGAAACCCAUUUUCGCACCACUACCAGGACAGUCUGAUUCAAGUCUGCCAAAGGCUCAAAAUGUGCAAAAUGAGUUGUUCACAUCUGCUGCCAGUCACCAACCAGAAGAUCAACUCGAGGGUGUCAGGAGGAGAGCAUCAUCUGAGAGCGAUUCACAUGCCUCUCACAACUUCGCGAGUCUCGUGGGGGCUGAGUCAGAUUUGCGAGACCUUAAUAUGCACUCCUCGCAAUCUGCGUUCUCGGCCACUGCUGAUGAGAGCGAACCUACCACUCCCACCACGCCAAAUGAUCCACCUCAAGCGUCUGCAGGCCAGACUGGUGGGAGUAUGGAAGAAACGCCUCGUCCAGCUCAACCGACUGAGAGAAAACUAUCUUUCAAUCGACAGAUCAGCCUCCCCCUCUCUGCAUCAUCCUUCUAUGACCCUUCAGAUCCUAGCACGCAUUCUCUCGAGUAUGCCUCCUCUGUCAGCGGCCAUGAUUUUACCAAUCCCACUCUUCUCCCUGGAGCGAGUUUCCAUUCACUCCCACCAACGACUGCCAAUUCCGGGGUUGGUUUUGAAUUCGAUCGGCCACUGCAUACAGUUGCACAGACACAGCCUGAAUUCAUUCGUCCUGCACCCCGUUUGGGUCGUCUGACAACAACCUCCGACUCAUUCUGCGCCGUGACGAUCGAUCUCGCCUCUCGCAUCACGACAUGGGGUCGGAGCCCUCUGAACACUGUCAUCUUUCCAGAUCCGUUAGACACCCGUGUACCCAAGCGCGGCAUCAUGAUCUAUUUCCAUGCCAAAGGCAUCGAAAAGCUGGAGAGAACCGGUGGUGACUGGACGAAACUGCCCGACCUGCAUUGCUUGAUCGCCACGGACAGUAGCAAUGGAGUUUUCGUCAACAACGUCAAGCUCAACGCCAAGGACGCAAAGGGCAAGCAGCUCUACGGCAGAGUACAUACUGGUGAUGAAGUGACGGUCUGUCAAGGACACACCAAAGCAAACUUGUUGAAGUUUACUUGCAUCUUCAACCAUGGCGAGGCAAAGGAACGACGACCAUCCGAUGCACCAGGAUUUGAGAUUGAGAAGAUGGGACACGAAUAA